Messenger RNA from Mesitornis unicolor (brown roatelo), 873 nucleotides. It is a transcript of the gene NRAS, whose product is annotated as neuroblastoma RAS viral (v-ras) oncogene homolog. Gene Ontology annotation, molecular function: GTP binding; GTPase activity; GDP binding. The annotation marks the transcript as partial. Gene Ontology annotation, cellular component: plasma membrane. Lineage: Eukaryota; Metazoa; Chordata; Aves; Mesitornithiformes; Mesitornithidae. The record is from RefSeq and is a predicted model, not a curated record. Gene Ontology annotation, biological process: Ras protein signal transduction. The transcript is spliced from 4 exons.
CAGGACUCGUACAGAAAGCAGGUUGUCAUUGAUGGAGAGACGUGCUUGUUAGACAUCCUGGACACUGCGGGCCAGGAGGAGUACAGCGCCAUGCGCGAUCAGUACAUGAGAACUGGGGAAGGAUUCCUCUGCGUCUUUGCCAUUAACAACAGUAAAUCAUUUGCUGAUAUUAACCUUUACAGAGAACAGAUCAAGAGAGUGAAAGAUUCGGAUGAUGUGCCAAUGGUGCUAGUUGGGAAUAAGUGUGAUUUGCCCACAAGAACAGUAGACACAAAACAGGCUCAAGAAUUAGCAAAAAGCUAUGGGAUCCCCUUCAUAGAGACAUCUGCUAAAACAAGACAGGGUGUGGAAGAUGCUUUUUACACACUGGUGAGAGAGAUCCGGCAGUACCGGAUGAAAAAGCUCAACAGCAAUGAAGAUGGGAAUCAAGGCUGUUUGGGAUUGUCUUGCGUUGUGAUGUGAUAAGAUGCCAAGAAUACGUGGUUCAGAUGUAGCUGCUGGACGAGCCUCAAUGCUACUGUAUUGCGUCUCAUGCUGAUGCCCUGCAGUAUUUUGGUGCCAGUGACCAGAAUCUUGGUACCAGUAAACUAGCACAAGGUCCUUUUCUGUGCUCCAUCUGAAGAGAAACAUCUAUGGCGUCUACCUCCUUGCUCAGCUAACGGAGCAGCCGCAUCUCUUGAUGUACUGGGAUUCUUUUCUCACUGUGUUACCUGCGUUUGUUCAAGAGGAAAACCAGUCACAAGAAAAGUGAACUACAGAGACUAAAUGCUGUGAAAAAGAUGACACUUUACCUCUAGAGUAAAAGCUAGAAGUGAUGUUUGUCCCCUUUCUAUUGGAUGCUGAUUUGCAGUGCUGUCAGAGGAGUGGCAUUGA